UUUUUUUUGUAAAUGAGGAAUAAUGUGGGUAAUGAAGACACACCAUUACUACUCAAUCAAACAAUGCUAUUUUGGCGAUAUCUGUUAAAUUCUACAUGGCUGGUGUGAGGGGUUGCCUCGCAACAAUAUGAAAAAAAUGUAGUCUUACAUCAUCGGCCGGUUGAACGGGAAAAGUAGAUCAGUCAAGACGAGCGCCCGAAAUAGCCCCUGACGAAAAUGAUCCACCAUGAGCGAAAACGAUGCUCGGGUGCGCCUCAACUAUCCUCUUCUGAUAUUUCUACUGCGUAUAUGCACAAGCUUUGGAAGUUCUCUUUUUCCUGGAACGUCUUGCCAAUGUGAAGAAUUUGCAAUCGACGGCAAACCGUUUGUGGCGGUGUGGAACUCUCCGACAGGUGGCUGCACUAAGAAUUUUAGUGUGGAAAUAAAUCUCAAGGAUAAUGGUAUUCUAGAGAACGAAAACCAGACUUGGGAUGGCAAAUAUGUGACAGUGUUCUACAAUGCGCAGCUUGGACAGUAUCCGUAUUUCACGGAUAGCCAAGGGACAGGGAGCUAUAAUGGCGGAAUGCCUCAGCUUGUUGAUCUUGACGCUCACCUUGAGAAGAGCAAGCGUGACAUCAUCGACAAGAUCCCAGACCCCCAAUACAAUGGCUUGGCCGUUAUUGACUGGGAAGGCUGGAGACCAGUCUGGCAUCGCAACUGGGAUUCCAAGAAACUCUAUCAGACAAAGUCAAUCGAGAUCGCGCGAUCACAAUAUCCCGAUUGGCCUUUGGAUAAACUCGUGGAGCUAGCUAAGAGCCAGUUUGAGGAUUCUUCUAGACGAUUAAUGGAAGCAACCAUCAGGCUUGGCAGAACGCUACGCCCCCAUGGAAAAUGGGGAUUUUAUGGCUUCCCAGACUGCUAUGGGAGAAAAGAUAACGGUUACAAGUGCUCGGAGAAGCAAAUGCGGAUGAAUGACGAGCUUGUCUGGAUGUAUGACCUCAGCACUGCGUUUUACCCGUCGAUAUACCUCCAGAAGCCCGGCCCGUCUAACAGCGCCUUUGUGCGGGGUAGAAUGAUGGAGACUAUACGUCUAGGUCUCGUACAAGCGAUGAAACGCGGCAGCCCAGUGCCGAUAUUCCCGUACUUUAGGUUUAUCUACGAGAAGGACUUCUUAAAAUAUAACUUUCUAAAGGACGAGGACUUAAGGAAUACUAUAGGGCAGGUUGCGGACCUGGGAGCGGCGGGGGUUGUCAUGUGGGGAAAUCGUAGAGACGAGAACACAUCUCCUCAAGUCUGUAAGCACAUCAAUCACUACAUUCACUCCAAACUCGGCCCCUUCAUCCACCGCAUGAAGACUACUGCAGAGAAAUGUAGUGAACUCAAGUGCCGUGGAAACGGCCGAUGCAUUAAGGGAGUGACGUCGGUUGGAAUGGACGUUAAUAAAAAUAAUAUGAUAAGGAGGAGCUGCCCUUUCAAAGCAAAGACAUUUACCCCAAAGAAGAAUAUCGACAAAGAAAAGAAUGCUGUUCAAAUACUGAAUGACAUUGCAGCUAAUGUCGAUAACAGAGACGAUAAAAUGCUUUCAGCAAUUUCAAAAUUAAUAGGAAAAAAAGAUUUAUUCUUCAAAAAUUCCAAAAAGGAUUAUGGCGUUGCUAAGGAUGUCAGUGAGGUACUCGAGCGAGGACUUGGUCGUCAUGACAACCAACGAAGUAGCCAAAACCACUCUUCAACGGCUCCGAUAGAUGACCAGCCGACAGAGAUGGUCUACUGCAACAAGACGGCUGUGGGUGAGACGAAAUGUGUUCUUGUCAAUCGACACACUGCGGCACAACUUUCCAAGCACGGUCAUUUCCACAUGCCCAAGAUCUACGCCGUUCUGAUCUCCAUCUCAUUGGGAGGCGCUCUUGUCCUCUCCACCGUCUACAUAGGAACGUAUUGGUACUUCAACAUUUACAAGAAGCAAAGGAGAUAACCUAUAUGAAUCAGAGACAAGGUUAUGAGGGGGAUAAGGGUUCGAGAAGAAAUAAAGCUUCGCAAAAGCUGCUUAAACCGAAGCUGCCAAAAGAGCAACAGCUAACCCGCUAACCGCAGCAAUCAACAUUGCAGCCAAGCCAGCGUUGCAGCCCAAGCUAUUAGUUUUACUUUUUUCGAUUGUCUGAAAAGUUUGUUGUGGGAGUUAAGUGGCCAAACUCCUUGCAAACAUUUGUUUACUCUUUUUUCAAGAUGUAAAAAGCUCACCACCCAGGUGCGUGCCCUGGAUUGGCUGAAGGGGAGGGGGUGUGCAGUCAUGGGUAAUAAGAAAUGACGCCCCCCCUGUUUACGCGCCUGCCACCUAUCAGGCGCGAACACCCAGGAUUGGCUGCAGGGGGGUGCGCGGUCAUUGGUAUCACAUUGGAAGCAUUAGUUGUUGGAGAUUCCUUAAUAAGAAAUGACCCCUUUUUGGCCGCCAUAGGGAUGGGCGCGCACCCUCUGCACCCCCCUGUGUACGGGCCUGCUUAUAGGUGGAAAGUGUAUGAUAGAAUUUUGAAUUUUUCGAUAUCGUAUGACCAUCUAUUGCAAUAAAUACACACGUAACCAAGUAACCCAUGUUGCGCGGCCAUAUUUCAGUCAGCCUCUGACAAAAUCCUGACUACAAUUUGUAAAUAUAACUGUGAAUAUAUCCCGGCUUUUGGGUUUUUAUAAUUGUAUAGAUAUAUACAUCAACUGUAAUAAAGUCUAUAACAUAGCGGACCGGAAAAA
This is a messenger RNA of Nematostella vectensis (starlet sea anemone), 2718 nucleotides long. Its product is annotated as hyaluronidase-1. Gene Ontology annotation, biological process: carbohydrate metabolic process; hyaluronan catabolic process. The transcript is spliced from 5 exons. The record is from RefSeq and is a predicted model, not a curated record. The coding region runs from base 227 to 1951 and encodes 574 amino acids. Gene Ontology annotation, molecular function: hyalurononglucosaminidase activity. Lineage: Eukaryota; Metazoa; Cnidaria; Anthozoa; Actiniaria; Edwardsiidae.